This is a messenger RNA of Cuscuta campestris, 1751 nucleotides long. The record is from the annotation of a GenBank genome assembly. NCBI's taxonomy places the organism in Eukaryota, Viridiplantae, Streptophyta, Magnoliopsida, Solanales, Convolvulaceae.
GCCAAAUUCUUGAGGCUUUGGCAAAAAAGUGCUAUUGGAUAAACUCAAAUCGGGUUUACUUCAAAAUAUGUCGGGAAAGGCACUUAGAGCAACUCGUGAGACGGUGAAAAGCAUGGAAAAAGUGAGCCUAAUUCUCUUUGAAGGAUCAAAAUACCCAAUUUUCUUUUCCUCCUCUAAACCUGAUGAAAGAGAAUGGGCAGGGGCUAUCUUCUGUUUUGGGCAAGCAAAUUAUGUGAAUUUUGCAAUAAAAGAGCAGAAGGGAGAAGAGGGAACCAGUUUAGGGGGUCACGGAUUAGGGACUGAGCCUGAUGACCAUCGUCAGAGAAGGGGUGGACCUAAAGCUCUUUCUGCUUUAGAGAUUGCACUGUUAGAGAUCCAUCACUUCCUGAAACACAGAUCAAAGCACAUGGAUUUCAGGAAAAAGUAUAUCCUGUUGCCUUGUAAAGUGAGAAUGGUCACUGGUGAUAGUAUUCAGACUGCUAAAGCUAUAGCUCUGGAAUGUGGAAUACUUGAGUCAAAUUCAGAUGCUAGUGAGCCAAAUGUGAUAGAAGGGAAAGUCUUCCGUGCAUUAUCUGAGUCUGUUAGACAAGAAAUUUCUGAGAAGAUAUCUGUCAUGGGAAGGUCAUCUCCAAAUGACAAACUCUUACUCGUGCAAGCAUUGAGGAAGAAUGGGCAUGUUGUCGCUGUAACUGGAGAUGGCACUAAUGAUGCUCCUGCGCUACAUGAGGCUGAUAUUGGUCUUGCAAUGGGUAUUCAAGGUACUGAGGUUGCCAAGGAAAGCUCGGACAUCAUCAUAUUGGAUGACAAUUUUGCUUCGGUUGUAAAGGUUGUUCGAUGGGGUAGAUCUGUGUAUGCCAAUAUUCAGAAAUUCAUACAAUUUCAGCUGACUGUAAAUGUUGCAGCUCUUAUCAUUAAUGUGGUUGCAGCGGUAUCUGUUGGUGAUGUGCCACUAACUGCAGUACAGCUUCUAUGGGUAAAUCUUAUCAUGGACACCCUAGGCGCACUUGCUCUUGCCACAGAGCCACCCACUGAUCAUUUAAUGGAAAGACAUCCUGUCGGACGAAGGGAGCCACUCAUAACAAAUAUCAUGUGGAGGAAUCUUGUAAUUCAGGCCUUGUACCAAGUUACUGUUUUGUUGGUCCUCAACUUCCGCGGUAAAGGUAUUUUGAAAUUGGAGGAUGCUAACAGAGACCAAGCUGAUAAAGUGAAGAAUACAGUGAUUUUCAACUCAUUUGUCCUCUGCCAGAUAUUCAAUGAAUUCAAUGCUCGAAAACCUGAUGAGAUCAAUGUUUUCAAAGGUGUUCAUAGGAACCGUUUAUUUGUGUUCAUUGUGAGCCUUACUCUUGUGCUUCAGGUUAUCAUUAUCAUGUUUCUUGGAAAGUUUACUUCAACAGUUAGACUCAGUUGGAAAUUAUGGCUUGUUUCGGUCGCAAUUGGAUUUAUCAGCUGGCCCCUAGCUGCUCUUGGGAAGAUGAUACCUGUUCCAGAUAUGCCAUUCAGUGAAACCUUUGGCAGAAAAAGGUGCACACGAAGAUAGACAUGGAGUUCCUGCAAUUAAGUGCGAGUCCAUGAUGCAUUAGAGUGUGUUUUUCUCAUUAUCCACUCACUAUACACUGCCAACAGUCAGCAGACAUGUAUAUAGAUUUUUGUUUUUUGAAGUUAGAAUCUAAUCAUACUCGUUGCUGUUUCUAUCGUACCCUUACAUAUAUCUUUCUAAUACAUAAAAUGCCAAAGAAAGUUAGGCAUCCCUU